Messenger RNA from Aureobasidium subglaciale EXF-2481, 612 nucleotides. RefSeq lists its product as uncharacterized. Gene Ontology annotation, cellular component: mitochondrial intermembrane space; mitochondrion. The transcript is spliced from 2 exons. The record is from RefSeq and is a predicted model, not a curated record. NCBI's taxonomy places the organism in Eukaryota, Fungi, Ascomycota, Dothideomycetes, Dothideales, Saccotheciaceae. The coding region runs from base 1 to 612 and encodes 203 amino acids.
AUGGCAGCACCAACCACAACGCCUUCCACCAGACUCACACCGGCCUUUUGCUUCAACCAGACCGCUCUUCGAGACUUCCUCCGUAUAUCCCGCAGCGCCGUAGACGACACAAUCUCCCAAAACCUAAACGCCCUCCUAUCCCCCAGCGCCUCUGCUUUCGACCCAACAAGUACAUCCCGCAGCCUUCCCCGUUCAACCGGAAAACGCACAAUCCCCGCCCCAGCAUGCGAAUCCUUUAAGCAAAACGUCUUGUUCCCAUCCUGGCAGGCGAGAAGUGAUGUCCUAGCUUAUUGUGGCGGUGUUGCGACUUCUCCAGACCCUGAUGAUCCUGAUCAUAUACUGAGGGAGGUGGAAGAUGCAAAGGCGAGGGAAAGAGUGGUGAAUGAGAGGUUGGAUCCGUAUAGUGGGAGGUACUUUCCUAGGGAAGUGAGAACAGAGGCUUUGGCGUCUCUGGUGCGGAGUGAGUUGAUGGUGGAGAGUAUUGUCAGGAGUAGGACUUGGGGCAUGGUGAGGGAAAGAUGUUCUGAUGACGAGUAUGAUGGUGAAAAGGCACUCGACAAGUGGCGACAACAGCAAAGCACCACCACGACCACCAUCUCUGAUUUGCUUUGA